Molecule: messenger RNA, 8293 nt
Organism: Pecten maximus
Lineage: Eukaryota; Metazoa; Mollusca; Bivalvia; Pectinida; Pectinidae
Product: kinesin-like protein KIF13B
Exons: 38
Coding region: 116-6004 (1962 amino acids)
Biological process (GO): mitotic spindle organization; microtubule-based movement
Molecular function (GO): ATP binding; microtubule motor activity; microtubule binding
Source: RefSeq, a predicted model, not a curated record
UGUAGGACCGUGUGGUUGUGAGGGAUAUAGCAGACCAAACAUGUGUUUCAUGCGCCGUACAUAGUUCUAAAUAAUCGUCUUGUGUUCUUUGGAGUUAAACUUAACGCUGUGGAAAAUGUCGACUGUGAAAGUGAAGGUUGCUGUGCGGGUUCGCCCUAUGAACAGACGGGAAAUCGACCUUGGCACCAAAUAUAUUGUUGACAUGGAAGGAAACCAGACGAUACUGUACCACCAUCAGAACAGCCCCCAUGAUGGUGGAGGAGAGAGAGGCAGUGGGGCUGGUGGCAGGAAAGCACCCAAGACAUUUGCCUUUGAUCACUGCUUUUGGUCCAUUGAUGAAACAAAUCCAAAAUUUGCAGGUCAAGAAAAAGUUUUUAACUGCCUGGGUCAAGAUGUUCUGGAACAAGCUUUUAAUGGUUACAAUGGCUGUAUAUUUGCCUAUGGACAGACAGGGUCGGGAAAGUCCUAUUCCAUGAUGGGGACAUACAAGGAGGAUGGUAAGGGGAUCAUCCCUCGCCUCUGUGACGCUCUGUUUGAAAGGAUUGCCCAGAACGACUGUCCUGACCUUGGAUUCAAGGUUGAAGUGUCUUAUAUGGAAAUCUACAAUGAGAAAGUUCAUGACCUUCUGGACCCCAAAGGAAGUAAACAAAACUUAAAGGUGCGGGAACACAACAUCCUCGGUCCAUAUGUGGACGGGCUGUCAAUGCUGGCUGUGGCAUCGUUUGAAGAUAUAAACAAUCUAAUGAGUGAGGGAAACAAAUCACGAACAGUCGCCGCCACCAACAUGAACAACGAAAGCAGUCGCUCACAUGCCGUGUUUAACAUAAUCCUCACCCAGACCCGCUGUGAUCGACAAACAGGGUUGACGGGUGAGAAAGUCAGCAAACUAAGUUUGGUGGACUUAGCUGGGAGUGAACGUGUACAGAAGACCGGAGCUAUGGGGGAUCGGUUACGGGAGGGUAGCAAUAUUAACAAAUCACUGACCACGCUCGGAUUGGUCAUCUCGGCACUCGCUGACCAAAACAAAGCCAAGAGCAAGUUUGUUCCUUACAGAGACUCUGUCCUAACAUGGUUACUCAAGGACAAUUUGGGUGGAAACAGCAAAACUGUGAUGAUAGCGACUAUAAGCCCCUCGGCUGAUAAUUACGAGGAGACAUUGUCGACUCUACGAUAUGCUGAUCGUGCCAAGCGGAUCAUCAACCACGCCGUGGUCAAUGAAGAUCCAAAUGCAAGAAUUAUUCGUGAACUCCGUGAGGAAGUGGAGCAGCUCAAACAGAGGCUUUGUGUGGUACAAGUUCCUACGGUGUCCACUGAACAAGGGGAACAGGAGGCAAUCAAAAAUGAUCCAGAUCUUCAGGACCGCCUCGAAGAAACGGAGAAACUCUUCAAACAGAAAACAAAAACCUGGGAGGAAAAACUAGCCGAGACCGAGAGAAUCCACCAGGAGCGCCAUGAAGCCCUGGAAAAAAUGGGCGUGUCGGUUCAGACGUCUGGUAUCAAGGUCGACACGGGAACACAUUAUUUGGUCAAUCUAAAUGCCGACCCCUCGAUGAACGAGCUUCUGGUUUACUAUCUAAAGGAACACACACUAGUGGGCAGCACUGAUGCAGCAACCCAACAGGACAUACAACUAAGUGGACUUGGUAUACAGCCGGAGCACUGUCUCGUCACGAUCGAGGUCAACGAUGUGUUUCUCUCACCACUAGAGGGCGCUAGGACCUGUGUCAAUGGUUCCAAGGUUGUUCAGAAAACCCGCGUUCGUCAUGGUGACCGAAUCUUAUGGGGCAAUAACCAUUUCUUCCGUCUUAACUGCCCCAAACUUAACAGUCCCCAGUCUUCAGAACCUGAACAGCCCAUUGACUACAACUUUGCCCAGCAGGAGUUGAUGAGUAAAGAGUUUUCUAACGACCCAAUACAGGAGGCUAUCAUCGCAAUCGAACAACAGUACGAAGAGGACAAACAAGAGGCCCUAGAGAAGCAGAAACAAAGCUAUGAGAGGCAGAUGCAGAUCCUAAGGAGUCAGCUCAUGUCCCCAGGGACUCCCUCCAUGCCCUUCCUUCCAAUGAGCCCCAACAUGCUGACCCCCACGGGGUCAAUCUCUGCCCAGAGUAGUAUCCAGAGGAAGUACCAGGAGUGGGCACAGCAAAGGGACAAAUCCAUCAAACAGAGUCUGGCUAUUCUCCGAGAUGAGGUUGUCAAGGCGAACUCUUUAGUGCGGGAAGCCAACGUCCUCGCACAGGAAAUGGGCAAACUCACCGAAUUCCAAGUUACUUUACAAAUCCCAGCUGCAAACCUUAGCCCUAACCGACGGAGAGGAGCGUUCGUGAGUGAGCCUGCCAUUCUCGUCAAGAGGAAAAGGCGAGGAAACCAGAUCUGGUCGAUGGAAAAGUUUGAAAAUAAGAUAAUUGAUAUGCGUGACAUGUACGAGGAGAGGAAAGCAACAGGACUUCCGAUGAUGGUAGAGGACGAGCACGAUUCAGAACCCUGGGAUGACGGACCGCCUGUAAAAGGGGAUCCUUUUUACGAGUCGCAGGAAAAUCACAAUCUCAUCGGUGUAGCCAACGUCUUUCUAGAAUGUCUCUUCCAUGAUGUCAAGCUCGACUACCAAGUACCGAUUAUCAGUCAACAAGGGGAGAUUGCCGGAAAACUACACGUAGAAAUCUCCAAACUAGGAGGAUCUUUCCUCGAUAGAUACGCUGACACAAACGACGAUGGAGAGGAGACAACGGAUCCGGAACCUGUCGGGAUCGGUUCUCCGAUGAUUGUCAGGAUCUGUAUAUCCGGAGCUAAGGGUCUGCCCCCAGCCCUUUCCAACUUUGUGUUUUGUCAGUAUACCUUUUGGGGGAAUGAAGACACCGUUGUUGUUCCACCCGAGAUUCACCCCGAUUCUUCAUCACACAAGAAAUCAGAUACCAUAUCAUUCAAAUUCCAGCACAGCAAGGACUUUAAAGUGUAUAUAACUGAGGAGUUUAUAGAGCAUUGUUCUGAAGGAGCCUUGUCCAUAGAAGUAUGGGGCCACAGAAGUCCAGGAUUUGGUCUGGUCAACAAUGGCAUGGACAACAUCAUAGCAAGGUCAAGGACAUUAGCUGACAGAUGGAGCGAGGUUAUGAGACAGAUAGAACUAUGGACUGAAGUUCAUGAACUAAACCACCAGGGGGAGUAUGUUCCCGUCGAGGUACAACCCAAACCAGAGGUGCCAUCUGCAGGGGUCUUCCAGUUACAGCAGGGCCAUACACGCCGAGUAUUUGUACGGAUAAAACCGGUGGCAAACUCCGGAACUCUGCCUCUCAUUUGUGAUUCGGUAUCAUCUAUACAAGUUGGUUGUAUCUACGUACGCAACAAAAUUCAAAAAGGACUUGACAGUUACCAAGAGGUCGACCUCACACACCUGCGGGACAGAUGGUCAGACGCACUGGCGAGGAGGAAAGAUUACCUCAACGAACAACUCCAGAAACUUAUCAACAAGCAAGAUAAGUCUGACUCGGAUGUGGAUAGAGAGAGGGCAUUAAUGGACCAAUGGAUGUCGCUGACGGACGAGAGAAACGCUGUGAUGGUUCCCAGUCCUGGUAGUGGUAUUCCAGGGGCUCCAGCGGAAAGUUCCAGUGAGACCCUGGAAGAUCUCGAGGAACAUAGACCUGUACUGUUUCUAGAUUUAAAUGCUGACGAUAUGAGUACUUCUGGAGUCAAGGAGGGAUUUCAGGCGGCUGGGGUCAACUCAAUAUUAGUUAAAGAGCAUGCUUCCACCUUUGUUAAUCUUCCCAUCAUCAAAACAUUCACAGAAAAAGAUAAUAAUAAUAGACUGCAGGUAUGUGCUGUUGCAUCCUGGGACUCUUCAAUUCACGAUUCGCCAUAUCUGAACCGUGUGACACAGUCUAACGAACGUGUAUACCUAAUCCUAAAGACAGUGGUACGAUUGAGUCACCCUGCGUAUAUGGAACUUGUGUUACGUAAAAGAAUGUGCAUCAAUAUUUACAAUAACUUUAGUAUAUCUAGUCUAACGGACAGACUCAAAAAACGCAUCACGGGUGCUGAGAAGUCCUUCGCCAGCGGAGUUACCUACGAUGUCGUGUCCAACAUACCUAAGGCGUCUGAAGACUUAGAGAAUAUGGAGAGCUUAGCUCAAAUGGCUGCUUCUCAAAAUGAAAUCAGCGCUACAGAUGGGGAGACGUACAUUGAGAAAUACAUAAAAGGAAUAUCGAGUGUGGAAAGCAUCCUUACACUAGACAGACUACGACAGAAUGUUGCCGUGAAGGAACUGACCGCAUCAACAGGGCUUGGGCUUCGUAAGACGACCAGUGUGCCCAAUAUACAUGCUGGCGCUCUCUCACCUAUGAAAUUAGAAGGACAGCUACGAGCCGACAGUAUACAAGACCUGUCGCUGGACUCUUUAUCGUCAGGACAACUCGGCUCGCACCCCGCUACCCCAAAGUCCCUUCUAAGCCCCCUUGGGACCAAAGUCGCUACAGUGAAACCCAUGAUGACCCUCAUUGAGGAGCAGUAUCAGAGAGAGACUAAACCACUUCUUAGACAGGAUACAGAGGAGGACCUGGAGGAUGACGAACCGGACCACAAGCACCACAUCAGACAAGUGGAUCCUGACCCACACAGCAUCGGCUCUGACGAGUUCCAGGACUUCGAGUCCUACGAGACUCAGCAGGGCUCACUUCAGGAAGACAAUAAGGUUGUGAACUCCCAAGAGGAUGGACACAUUGUCCACUCGUCCACCACGGACAGUCUGGUGGACAUUCAGGGUAAAAACUGUACCCCGAGCCUUGUGUCCAGUGGGUAUGGAUCACAGGCCGUGUCAAUGCUAACUCUGUCCUCCGAGGAUUCUCUUAGUCUACGGAGUAACGAGGACAAUACUGAAUCAAACAAGGAAUCUAGAGGUGUUCCGAAAGGCAGUGUAGAACAGGCGAAUAGUAGUGGCGAUAGUGAUUUAGAGGAGGGAUCAACGGACUCGACUCAGGAUAAAGUUCCCGAGACUGUCGAUCAAUCGGCAGAUGAAAUGAUGGAACAGUUUACAGUUACGAAGGAAACACAUUCCAGUACAGAUGAAAGUAGUAAGGACGCCAGUGACUCUGAUGUGAGUGUAGCGUCCGUACGACGGCCAAAGCUUCCAGACUUUGAUACAACAGGCACUUCUCUCGACGAAAGCAAAGAUACCCAUUCAUUUACACAAGAUAAAAACAAGGGCGGUAACUCUACUAAAGAAUGGGUGGAUCCGUAUAGCGAAACUGCAAUGGAGGAAUUAGAAAAACUUGGGUUUGAUGAGGCAGAGGAGAGUAAUGAUUUUACGGAGCCAUCCACGGAACAAAAGGAUAUAGAAUUGUUUAUUCGUGAAGACGGAGACAGUGACCGGAAUAAGGUCCUAGCAAGUACUCCUAUACGACGGCGUGAUUUAAAUCUAUCCAAACGUGCCCGACCUUCAUCUUGUAUAGUUUCACCUUCCUCGUAUGCCGACGCUACUGCCAGUAUGAUCGAAGAGAGCAUGAAGAGGAACAGCCUCGUUCUGGACACCACUGAUGAUCUAGAAAGCUCAGCUGGUGAUGAUGCGCUAAGUGUGUGUUCAUUCGGGAGUCGCGCGGACCUUGACAGGCUACAGGAAGUCCCUAUGCCAUCCUGGAUACAGAUUGGCGAAAGUGUCAUUGUCAACUCGUCCAAAGGACCCUCAAAAACUGGAUUUGUGCAAUUUGUUGGGAAUGUUGAGUUCGCCGGAGGUCCUUGGGUAGGAGUGGAGCUAGAUCUUCCUGAAGGUAAAAAUGAUGGUUCUGUACAUGGCAUUCGAUAUUUCAAGUGUCGACCUCGUCACGGUGUCUUCGUUCGUCAUGACAAGGUUGUCUUGGACAAAAAACGGCGAGGAUCACGCAAAAUGGCAAAGCGGCAUUCCAUGGGGGCUAAACUCACUGGCUCAAACUCAAAUUUAUCACCGGGAGUUACCUCCCCUAGUGGGGGUAGUCCUUCCUAUCUCAAAGGAACCUCAUCCAGUCACGCAAAGAAAAAAUAGGCACCAUUGGUUAUCAGUGACCAUCAUUUUGUAGUGAUUUUCUCAAGAGUUCAAAUGUAAUGGGGGGAGUAAGUGUCUCUGUAGGCAAACUGACUAAAUAUAAGAUAAAGAUUUCGUAAAGAAGUCUACAAAGCACAAGGAAGGUUAUUAUAUUCUGGAAUUUCAUCAUAUAUGUCUAAAUGAAGUUUUAUCAGAAAGAAAAUCUUGAUGUUAUAUAUAUAUCUUGUGAAAAAUUCACUUGUAGCUGUCUUCUAAAGAAGAAAAAGUUCGUCAGAUCCUUGAAUAAAAUCUGUCAGCAAAGAAAUUUGUCAUCUCAUUGGGAUUACCAAAGCCUCAAACCUGAGGAAAUGUAAUACAGAGUUUGUGAAGAAACUAGAUCCAUCUAUAUUUUGUGUACAGAUGUAGAAAAUCACUUCCAAAGAAAUUCUCACUAUAUAUCUAUAUAGUGACAUUCGUUGUAAUCUUUGUUUUUAAGCUGCUGCCGUCGAUUGACGAUCUAUUGUUUUCUUGAUUAUCAUUCUGCAAGUUAAGUAACAAUAUGUUUCAAGCUUGUGUAGAGUGAUUAGGCGUUUACUGGAGGACAGUAUGAUGUUCUAUAAAAAGCAUGUCUUUCAUUACUUGAAGAUUGGAUUUGAACCAGUUUGUCAUCCCUAUAGAUUGGUGUAUAUUUUGACUUGAUGUCAAAUAUUGUAAUUCUGUGAUUUGACAUGAUCAAAACAAUAGCUAUUUAUGUGUUGUUAUUGUCUGUACAAAGGAAUAUUGUAAAUGUCAACAAAUGAAUCAGAAAAAUGAUUAACGAUUGAUAAACGUUUUCCCCAAAGAAGAUAUUUAAUAUAUAAAUGUCCAAAUGGGAUAGAGAAGUUCAAUUUUGUAGAUACGAGAGACAGAAACAACAAAAGUAGAGUGUACAUUGUAUGUAAUAGAGGUAGGUAAUUGUACAUAGCAGUAGAGGAAAGUUGUGGAUUUUUGGUGAAGAUGGAACAAAAGUUUUGUUACAGGAACCAAUAAUGUGACAGUUGAAGUUUACAUCAGGACUUGCAGACAGUUGCUGGUCUCUAGGUAAAAAAAUCUAAUCAUAAUGUAUCUAGCUGAUAAAUAGUCUGGUUGUUAUCAUAAAAACUAGAUGUUAUAAAUCUUAAUUGAUAGAUAAUCAGCAGAUAUAUCUGUCUUCAAAAUCCAAGGGUUCUGCUCUCUGUACCUUAUCCACAGUCUUAGAUUGUGGCCAUAGUGUAAGGGUAUGUAGUGUCUUAGGGACAUAUCACAAUGAUUUUGUGACAGCUAAAUGGUUGGCUUUGAUUUUAACUCCAAUUUAGUAUUCAAAAGACAGGUAUAUUAAUAGUCUUACGUUUAGUCCGUCAGAUGGAUAUAGCUUGGUAGUCGUCUCUGUAACAUGGAAUAUUAAAGUACUAUAAAGGUCAGAACUCUUGGAUUUUGAAGGUGGCAAAUGUCCUGGUUGCCAUAGCAAUCCAAUCAACAGGUGUUCUUGGUAAAAAGUCACACAUGGCGUUAUCACCAUGAAAUAAACACAGUCAGCCUAGAGCUUUGGGUCUAGUUGUUAUAAAAACCAUUGAAUGUUCUAUGUUAAUGGUAACAUCCCGUUGUCAUGGUAACCAGUGGGUGUCCACCGUUUAGAUAUGGAGAAAACAAAACAUUCAGUGUACAAGUAUUUGGUGUUAUAUCUAAACUUCCUGACGUGUAAAUAUAAACAGAAUAUUGUACUGGUUGUAAAUUCCAUGGUUGGUGUUGUAGCUACUUGUAAAAAAAAAUCAUGCAUUCCAGUAAUUGUGUACAGUAAGCACCAAUACAAAACACACUCUGGAAAGAACAAUAAUCGCCAUUUCUACGUCUGCCAUAAGUCCACCAUUACAUUUCAUGAAUGUCUUCACACCCCGGCAGUCAGAAUAGACAUCUUUGAGUUAAAAUUCUUUUGAAAUCUUUCUGGUUCAAACUUUUCUCAUGCUGAAACUUAGAUAAUUAUAAUGUUUGAUCUCGGUUAAAGAGGUUCACAAUUGUUCAACACUUAGUGAUUUUUCUCAUUUUUAACUUUGUGGAGUAAACCUUUCUCAUGUUGUAAGUUUACACUGCAACCUGUUGCGAGAAUCCUAUAUAGUUAUACUAAAAUGAUUUUAUCGUGAGUUUAAGCACAUGAUUAGUUUUAUUAGUAAAACCUUGCUAGUUACUAACAGAGUCUGUAUUAUCGUAAACUCCUGCUGAAACCUGCUCUUUUUGUUGUGGCUUACCCCACAAACCGGCACACUUUCAAUAUUUCAAUAAUGUUUUAAAUCGUUG